Messenger RNA from Perca fluviatilis (European perch), 1178 nucleotides. It is a transcript of the gene sirt3, whose product is annotated as sirtuin 3. The transcript has 7 exons. Bases 264 to 1178 code for a protein of 304 amino acids. The record is from RefSeq and is a predicted model, not a curated record. Gene Ontology annotation, molecular function: NAD+ binding; histone deacetylase activity, NAD-dependent. Lineage: Eukaryota; Metazoa; Chordata; Actinopteri; Perciformes; Percidae.
GUGUUGUGAGUCUGCUGCUGGGCGCAAAGGAUGAUGGGAAAGCGAGGAGGCGUUUCUAUGGUUUUUACGGUUUGGGUCAAAGGAGUUUGUGUUCAGGUAAAGCUGCAGCCGCAGCUCUGUGCAGACAAACAAACUCUCCCCGGUGGAAUGGCACUCAGGGGUUUUUCUCCCGUGGCGGUGGCGGCGGUGCAGCCGAGGAGCAGCAGACCCUGGAGGACAUCGCCAAGAGCAUCAGAGAGCAGCGGUACAAGAGGGUGGUGGUGAUGGCCGGAGCUGGGAUCAGCACGCCUAGUGGCAUCCCAGAUUUCAGGUCUCCAGGCAGCGGCCUCUACGACAACCUGCAGCAGUACGACCUGCCGUACGCCGAGGCGAUAUUCGAGAUCAGCUUUUUCCAUCAAAACCCAAAUCCCUUCUUCGCCCUGGCCAAAGAGCUGUAUCCAGGGAAUUACCAGCCCAACCUGACGCACUAUUUUGUACGGCUGCUUCACGAGAAGCGUCAGCUCCUCAGGAUGUACACGCAGAACAUCGACGGCCUUGAAAGACUGGCAGGGAUUCCUCCUGAGAUGUUGGUGGAGGCUCACGGUACAUUUACCACCGCCACCUGCACAGUCUGCCUGAGGAAAUACGAGGGAGAGGAGCUACGAUCCGAUGUGAUGGCAGGUGUGGUCCCAAAGUGUCCCACCUGUAAAGGCGUGGUAAAGCCUGACAUUGUGUUUUUCGGGGAGGAGCUUCCACGUCACUUCUUCAAGUACCUCACCGACUUCCCUCUGGCUGAUCUCCUCAUCGUCAUGGGAACUUCACUGGAGGUGGAGCCCUUCGCCAGUCUGGCGGGAGCUGUGCACAGCUCUGUUCCCCGUCUGCUCAUCAACAGGGACUUGGUGGGUCCGUUCGCCUGGCGCCGCCGUCGUCACGACGCCGUGCAGCUGGGCGACGUGGUCGGUGGCGUGCGAGCCCUGGUGGAUGCCCUCGGCUGGACUCGGGAGCUGGACGCUCUGAUGGCGGCCGGCGCUGAGAAAGUGAGUGUGGGUUACAGGCUCCCGUGUAUAAUCAUUCUUCUACGUCCGAGUUCCCAUGAGCCUUUUGGGCAGUUACAUUUCCUCUGGCGCUGUAUUCGGGUCCAUGCAUGUAUCGCAAGCCAGCGAAGUAAGGUUGAAGCCGCUGAAACAAACAUGAGCUGA